GGAACAGCCAAUGGGCGCGAACAGCCAAUGGGCGCGCUCCGCCCCGCCCCCCCCGUCCCUUGAGGCUAAGGGAGCGGGCGGCGCGCGCCGCGGCCGUCCGUGAGCGAGAGCCGUCAGUGGGGAGCAGUGCGCGCCGCAGCCAUGGCCGAAGCUGAUAUUGCGUUGAUCGGACUGGCCGUGAUGGGUCAGAACCUGAUUCUGAACAUGAAUGAUCACGGCUUCGUGGUCUGUGCUUUUAACAGGACAGUUUCCAAAGUGGAUGACUUUCUGGCCAAUGAGGCCAAAGGAACCAAAGUGAUUGGUGCUCACAGCCUGGAGGAGAUGGUCUCGAAGCUAAAGAAGCCUCGACGCAUCAUCUUGCUGGUGAAGGCUGGAAGUGCGGUGGAUGACUUCAUCAAUAAAUUAGUGCCGUUGUUGGAGACUGGGGACAUCAUAAUUGACGGUGGGAAUUCUGAGUAUAGAGAUACCACGAGACGCUGUAAGGAGCUGCAGAAAAAAGGCCUCUUGUUUGUUGGAAGUGGUGUUAGUGGUGGAGAGGAAGGUGCCAGGUAUGGUCCUUCACUCAUGCCGGGAGGAUCCAAAGAAGCCUGGCCACAUAUCAAGACCAUAUUUCAAAGCAUUGCUGCUAAAGUGGGAUCUGGGGAGCCUUGUUGUGACUGGGUGGGAGAGGAGGGUGCCGGACACUUUGUGAAGAUGGUGCAUAAUGGGAUUGAAUAUGGAGACAUGCAGUUGAUUUGUGAGGCCUACCACCUGAUGAAAGAUGUCGUGGGCAUGGAUCACGAUGAGAUGUCACGGGUAUUUGAUGAAUGGAAUAAGACUGAACUGGACUCUUUCCUUAUUGAAAUCACAGCCAAUAUUCUCAAAUUCAAAGACAAUGAUGGCAAAUACCUCCUCCCAAAGAUCAGGGACAGUGCAGGACAAAAAGGCACAGGGAAGUGGACGGCAAUUUCUGCCCUGGAAUAUGGAGUCCCUGUCACUCUCAUAGGUGAAGCUGUGUUUGCACGGUGCCUGUCGUCCCUCAAGGAUGAGAGAGUCCAGGCCAGUAAGGUGCUGAAUGGGCCUAAAUUGACUCAGUUUAGUGGGAACAAGAAGGCAUUUCUGGAGGACAUACGCAAGGCCCUGUAUGCUUCCAAGAUUAUCUCGUAUGCUCAAGGCUUCAUGCUGCUGAGACAAGCAGCCAAAGAAUUUGGCUGGACACUGAAUUAUGGUGGCAUUGCCCUGAUGUGGAGGGGAGGCUGCAUCAUCAGAAGCGUGUUCCUGGGAAAAAUCAAAGAUGCUUUUGAUCGAAACCCUGAACUUCAGAAUUUGCUGUUGGAUGAUUUCUUUAAGACAGCUGUUGAAAAAUGCCAGGACUCCUGGAGACAUGUAAUCAGUACUGGAGUCCAGCAUGGUAUUCCUAUGCCCUGCUUCACUACAGCACUUUCUUUUUAUGAUGGAUACAGACAUGAAGUGCUGCCAGCUAACCUGAUUCAGGCUCAGCGUGAUUACUUUGGUGCACAUACGUAUGAGUUAUUAUCGAAGCCAGGUGUAUUUAUCCAUACUAACUGGACAGGCCAUGGGGGAAAUGUGUCCUCUUCUGCCUACAAUGUCUAAUGGAAAUAUUCUUUCUUGAAGCUGAGAUACUGUAGAUCUCAGAUAUUGCUCCGUGAACACCCCUUUAUACUGUACUGUGUUAGAACUUGCAUUUGCACACUUUUGUAAUAACUUGUGGGUAUAUUUCACAUACUAUAUAAGAAAGCUAAAUAAACCUGCUUGUAAGUA
Molecule: messenger RNA, 1761 nt
Organism: Numida meleagris (helmeted guineafowl)
Lineage: Eukaryota; Metazoa; Chordata; Aves; Galliformes; Numididae
Gene: PGD
Product: phosphogluconate dehydrogenase
Exons: 13
Coding region: 142-1593 (483 amino acids)
Biological process (GO): pentose-phosphate shunt; pentose-phosphate shunt, oxidative branch
Cellular component (GO): cytosol
Molecular function (GO): NADP binding; phosphogluconate dehydrogenase (decarboxylating) activity
Source: RefSeq, a predicted model, not a curated record